AUGGCUUCGAAAAAGCGACGAAUGACGCAGCAGGUUCUUCAGUGGGGAACUCCGCCGCCGAGGCCUGUCGCUCCCCCUCCCCGUCCUGCCCCACCCCCCAUUCGCCCCCUUUCAGACGAGGAGAAGAAGGAGAAGGCGUACCUGAAGGCGCAGAAGAGUUACACGUCUGAUUGGCUGCCUAAGUUCGACUGGCUGAUUCUGGACAGGACGCCAGAGGGUGACCCUGAAGCACUCGCGGUGAAGGACACUGCCGGUGACGAGCAGUUCAAAGACUUCAGCAUGGUGGACAAGGCCAUCCGGGCAGUUGGCGAGAUCGUGGGGAGAUCCACGCCCUGGUACGAGAGGUUCAAGGAGCUUCAACUCGUGAUCCACAGCACCAACCUCGAGCACCAGGGGUUGUUCGACGUGCGAUGGCUUUCCCGAGCCGAUGCAGUCAACCGGCUGGUCAAGAUUCUGGGGUCGGCAAUCGUGCUGUUCCUGGAGUACAAGCACAAGAUCGCCGCGGUUGUGAAGACCUUGACGUUUCACUUCUGUCUGUACUUCCUGGCAGACCUUUUGGGGGAGUUGAACUCCCUCAAUCGUUUCUUCCAACGGCGCAGGGUGGAGGUGACCCAAGUCACGGAGGAGGUCGACCGUGUGGUGUCCCUCAUAGAGCACCGCUACAUCGACUACGAGGGCUCUUUCGGGGCGGGACUGAGUACUCACUUGUCGCCAUUCAUGGCACGUGUCAAGAAAGGGGACAAGAAGGUGAAGGUGGAAGGUGUGGACGCUAGCGGCAGACCCGUCAAGCACACCAUUGAACUCAGCGAGCUGCCGGUCAAAAACCACAAGUUCCGCGGUACCCUGGCAGAUUGCGUGAAGAUGGGCAAGGCCUUCGCCCGUGAGGUCGUGUACAACCUCAAGCACCGCAUGCGGGAUCUUCGUCGAAUGGGCGGCAUGAAGCUUUUCAGGGUGGACAAGUGGCCAUCGAAUCCGGACACGCAUGUCGUGGACAUCUGGCGCAAGCAGAAGAAGAGGCGGCCUACGAAAUCACCUGCACCCUUCCACCCUGCAAACGACAAGGGCAAGCCAGAGGCCAUUUCGGACGACGAACGGGAGUCUGACGUGGCAGACGAUGAGUGA
Molecule: messenger RNA, 1122 nt
Organism: Closterium sp. Naga37s-1
Lineage: Eukaryota; Viridiplantae; Streptophyta; Zygnematophyceae; Desmidiales; Closteriaceae
Source: the annotation of a GenBank genome assembly